Letharia columbiana is the source of this 1938-nucleotide messenger RNA. RefSeq lists its product as uncharacterized. NCBI's taxonomy places the organism in Eukaryota, Fungi, Ascomycota, Lecanoromycetes, Lecanorales, Parmeliaceae. Gene Ontology annotation, biological process: protein localization to membrane; vacuolar transport. Gene Ontology annotation, cellular component: fungal-type vacuole membrane; endosome. The record is from RefSeq and is a predicted model, not a curated record. The coding region runs from base 1 to 1938 and encodes 645 amino acids. The transcript has 4 exons.
AUGUACUCGAAAGGUCGGCUUGCCUCUGGCGCAGCUAUAUUGACCUUCUUCCUUUCCAGCGCCUCUGCUUUCUACUUACCGGGCGUUGCGCCAACCACAUACAAGGCCAAUGACAAGGUCGAACUCAAUGUCAACCAUCUCACACCAGCACUGUCUGACAAGGAUUCCCAACUACAUUCGGUCUUCUCCUUCGACUACUAUCAUCCCGCGUUCCGAUUUUGCAGGCCCGCAGAUGGACCAAGAGAUGUAUCAGAGUCACUGGGAAGCAUAUUGUUCGGAGAUCGGAUACUUACUUCGCCUUUUGAGCUGAAAAUGAUGGAAAAUGAGACCUGCAAGGCUUUAUGCGAGGAACAAAAGUUUGAUCAACGAAGCGCAAAAUUUGUGAACAGGAGAAUAGUGCAGAAUUACAAUCUCAAUUGGUUGAUUGAUGGCCUUCCAGCUGGGCAGCCAUACACAGACCCUUCGACGAACACGGACUUCACCCUCCGAGGAUUCCCUCUUGGGAUGGUGGAUAAGGAUAAGAAAGCAGUGCUGAACAACCACUUCGAUAUUGUGAUUGAUUACCAUGAAGCUGGCAGCGACAAGUACAGAGUUGUUGGCGUUCUGGUGAUCCCAUCCUCAAGGAGUGGAUCUAAAAGCUUGGGUAGUGGAAAGGGAGAUUGUGGUAACCCAGAACAGCACCUUUUGCUCGAUGAGAAUGGAGACACCUCUGUCACUUGGACCUAUGGCGUAUACUGGCGCGAGUCGAAGACUGCAUGGGCCACUCGAUGGGAUAGCUAUCUUCACGUCUUCGAUCCGAGGAUUCACUGGUUUUCGUUGGUGAACUCAGCGGUUAUUGUGGUCUUCCUUUGCGGUAUGGUUGGAGCUAUCCUCGUGCGAGCACUGAAAAAAGACAUUGCCCGAUACAACAGACUCGACUCAUUCAAUCUGGAUGAUCUCUCAGGCACGAAUGGCGACGCCGAAAAUGACAUCCAAGAAGAUUCAGGCUGGAAGCUGGUACAUGGAGACGUUUUUCGGACGCCCAAGAACCCUUUGCUAUUGAGUAUCUUCCUGGGCAACGGCUCUCAGCUUUUCGUCAUGGUCGGUACUACCAUCACAUUCGCCCUUCUCGGUUUUCUUUCUCCCUCGAACCGUGGGUCUCUCGGUACCGUCAUGAUUCUACUCUACACAGUCUUCGGCGUCAUUGGUGGCUACGUCUCCGCGCGCGUCUACAAGUCGUUCGGCGGCGAGAAGUGGAAGCAAAAUAUUGCCAUGACGCCCGUCAUGAUUCCUGGAAUUGUCUUCGCCACUUUCUUCAUGCUCAACCUCUUCCUGUGGGCCAAACGAUCGAGUGGCGCGGUACCGUUCACGACCAUGCUCGUGAUUCUGGGUAUUUGGUUUGUCAUUAGUGUCCCUCUCAGCUUCGCAGGUAGCUGGAUAGGCUUCAGGCAUGCUCCCGUCCAGCCUCCUGUCCGCGUCAAUCAAAUCCCCCGCCAAAUUCCUCCCUCAACCACUUACCUCCGGCCCAUCCCUUCCAUGCUCCUCGUCGGCAUUCUCCCCUUCGGCGCCAUCUUCGUUGAGCUAUACUUCAUCAUGAACAACAUGUGGUUUGGCAAGGUAUACUACAUGUUCGGUUUCCUCUUUCUCUGCUACGGCAUUAUGAUAAUCACCUGCGCCGCCGUUACGGUCUUGCUCGUCUACUUCUUACUUUGUAGUGAGAACUAUCAUUGGCAAUGGAGAGCUUUCUGUACGGCUGGAGCAAGCGCGUUCUAUGUGUUCGCCAAUGCGCUGCUAUACUGGAUUAGCAAGCUGAGCUUCGGGAGCUUCACGUCCGGGGUGCUCUAUGUGGGGUAUAGUCUGUUGAUCAGCUUCCUGUUCUUCAUUUUGACUGGAACUAUCGGCUUCUUCUCGAGUUGGGUAUUCGUGCAAAGAAUUUAUGGAUCUAUCAAAAUUGACUGA